GUAAUGGGUUCAGCAGGUGGAGCCCUAAUUCAGUAAACUGGUUCAGUUUACUGUUCCUGAAAUGAGAUGAACGUGAGAUUGACAGAGCCGCUCAAAAACAGCUCCGCUUCAAGUUAGCUUCAACAAUGCGAUAGUUAGACAGAUGAAGUCAACAAGUCUCGCUUACUUUUUAGUCUUGUCUUCAAUUAUAGACGCGCAUCGCUGAGGCGUGUGUCAGUGUUUGUGUGAGAGAGAAGUUAACCAUCUUUUUUAGAGUUGUCAAGAUAUUUCAUUUGCCUGUAUCAACAACCUUUUUGUCAAGUGUGCUGUUGGACCAUUCAAGAGGAACACAUGAAUCGCAAAAUUGGUGCACAUGUUGCUCACUUGUUGCAUUUUAUUCGCUAAUUAAUAUCAGUGUGGAAGACUUCAUUCGUCAAGAUGGUAGAAAACGGAUCGCAAAAGUGUCAAAUAGCCUAGUGACUGAGAUGGACCUAUAGAAUCUGGAACUGAAAUAGAGACAGAUGGACCUGAAAUAAGUUUUUCGACAGUGACAGUGGAUGUGCAAGUUCCUUGCUAGGCUUCGUCACCACUCCGGACAGAGUGGCCCAUGGACCUGCGUACCCAGAGUACGAGUACGACAUGGAGCAGAGUCGCCAGGAGAAAGAGCCGGACAAGAGACAGGAACUGCAGCAGCUGAUGUAUAAGGAUAAGAGUGAGCAAAGUGCUGUGGCCAGUCCCCUGGUGAAACAGAAACUCAGAAGCCAAAUCCUGAAGAGGACGGAGCAGGCCGCCCUGGAGACGACCGCCUCCAACCCCACCAGAAACACGCCCAGGAGUUACAGGGAACUGGCCCCAGAUCCUGACAUGCCCCCAAAGCCUCACAUGGUGACCCCUGUUGUCCAUCAUCCACCAUGUGACCAACGCAAGGACAUGCCCCUCAGAAGAACAGCUUCUGAUCCCCUCCUGAAGGUGAGAAGUAAACUGAAGAAGCACAUCAACUCCAGGCAGAACCCUCUCCAACGCAAGACCAGCACCCCGCCCACAAUCAAGCCCAGAAUGCCGGAUACUCUGGACUCCUCCCCCAGCAGCAGUACAUGUAGCACUCCAGUGUCUGGGUGCAGCUCGCCCAAUGACAGCCUUCUCUCGGACAGCCCACUUACUACCGGACUAACCCACGUGGCUCAGAGGUUGCUACUCCAGGAUGGUACGCUGGCCCACUUCAUGGUGCCCUGCUCCACCGCCCUGCCGAGCAUCAGCACUGGGCUUCCUGGCCAUGGUGAUUGGGAAACGGGUAGUUAUCAGAGGGUGGCCAGGGUACUGCCCCAGGUCUACCUGCCCAUGGAGAGACACAGUGCUGCCCACCAUCACCUCCAGCCCAUGUUCAUCCUGGAGCCCUCAGGACUGCUGCAUACACAGCUAGUCACUGUGCGAGGUCUGAACCCAGGCCUUAUCCAGUACCCCUCCUCCAGACUGGAAGGCCUGGCCACCUUGGGUCCCCACAGGCCCCUGGGUCGGACCCGGUCUGAGCCCCCACUGCCCUCUCACCAGCAGCACCAGCUACUGCAGCAGAACCACAAUCUGCUGCUGGAGAGACUCAAACAAAACACACACCUGGACCAGCCUCGUCUCACACAGAUCUCCUCGGUGGACAUGGACCCAGCGGAGAUCAGGUUAGGGGAGGAGGAUGGAUACCAGAGAAGUAGACAGAGUGGAACCAGCAGCUCUGAGUCAAUGUGGGACACAGAGUAUACAUCCUCACGAGACAGCCAUGGGGAACAUAUCAGGAAAUACACACCUCUGGUGAAUCAGUCAUUCCAUUGGGAGCAGUCCAGGCACCUUCAGGUCCUGACAGAAAGGCACAGACAGGUGACCUACCUGGACCCCCUGGGUGUGCCUGUGGUUCUUGGCCCUUCCCACCGCCCCCUUGGCCGCGCAAAGUCCUCCCCUGCCUCCACUUCUCUUCCCCCUCCUCCGCAGCCCACAGACACCCCGCUGUCUCUGGCCAGCACUGGUCCAGAGACCCCCACCAAGCUACGAUUCACCACUGGUCUGGUGUAUGAUUCUCAGAUGCUAAAGCACCAGUGCACCUGUGGCGACAACAGCCGACACCCAGAGCAUGCUGGGAGAAUCCAGAGCAUCUGGUCCAGAUUGCAAGAAAGUGGCCUCAGGAACCAGUGUGAGUGUAUCCGUAGCAGGAAGGCCUCUCUGGAGGAGCUUCAGUCUGUCCACUCCGAGAAGCACGUCCUGCUGUAUGGCACCAACCUACUCCAUCGUCUCAAACUGGACAACCGCAAGCUGGCUGGGAUCUUAUCUCAAAGGAUGCGUGUGAUGCUACGAUGUGGAGGAGUUGGGGUGGACAAUGAUACGAUCUGGAACGAGAUGCACACAUCAACAGCGUCUCGCUUGGCAGCAGGCAGCGUGACAGAGCUUGCACUCAGGGUGACACAGGGAGAGCUGAAGAAUGGCUUUGCAGUGGUGAGGCCCCCUGGACAUCAUGCAGCCCACUCUACCCCCUUGGGUUUCUGCUUCUUCAACUCCGUGGCCAUCGCAGCCAAGCAGCUCCAGCACAAACUCGGCGUCAGCAAGAUCCUCAUUGUGGACUGGGAUGUUCACCAUGGGAACGGUACCCAGUCGGUCUUCUACAACGACCCCAGCGUGCUGUACAUCUCCCUGCAUCGCUAUGACAAUGGCAAAUUCUUCCCCGGUAGCGGGGACCCAGCUGAGGUGGGAGUAGGAGCAGGUGAGGGCUUCAAUGUCAACGUGGCGUGGACGGGAGGCUUGGACCCCCCCAUGGGCGACGCAGAAUACCUAGCAGCAUUCAGGACUGUGGUGAUGCCGAUUGCCUAUGAGUUCUGUCCUGACGUGGUGCUGGUCUCAUCUGGUUUCGAUGCUGUCGAGGGACAUCUGGCGCCACUGGGGGGCUACAAAGUGUCAGCCAAGUGUUUUGGUUUUCUAACACGGCAGCUGAUGGGGCUGGCAGGGGGACGGGUUGUCAUGGCGCUGGAGGGGGGUCACGAGCUCACGGCCAUCUGCAAUGCCUCUGAGGCCUGUGUCAGGGCCCUGCUGGGCAUCCAGGAACCCCUGUCUGAAGCAGUCCUAGAGAGGAGACCCUGUCCCAACGCUGUCCUCUCUCUGCAGAGAGUCAUCCAGGCCCAGGGUGAGUACUGGCGGUCGUUGAGGGUGGUGGCCCACACAGUGGAUCAGUCAUACAUGCAGGCCCAAGGACACAGUCUGAGACGUGGCUCAGAGGACCACAAUGACACCGUCUCUGCCCUGGCCUCUCUCUCCAUGGCCAGCCUCACCACAAACAGAACACAACCAGAUGAACUUAUGGAGGGGGACAGAGACUCCAUGUAGACAAGUGCACUUUCCGACAAACCUAACACACACACACGCUCGCACACACACACACACACACACACACACACACACGCACACUGUGAUCCACUCAGCCCUGCUUCACUUGACCAGAAUCCACUGUCUCCAGUUGACACUGUACAGGCCAUAUCCUGACCACUAUAGGCAAACUGAGUAGCUUCCGCCUCACACACUCUUACACCUCAUCAGAACACAGUUCUACUGGCCUUACUACGACCACUCGCUUGAUUCGACCGCAUCUCAACCGCACACUGAUAACACAUCCCAUUAACAGGGUACAGGAGGACCAAGAGAGAGGAGAAUGAACACUGUCUUCAUGACAUGCCUCUGCAUGCCUCCCUCGUGUGUAACAUUGUGAACUGUGAGGACACAGAAGGAGAGGAGUAGCAGACCUGAGCAUAAACUGGAGGGGGGAAAGAUAUACCAUUAUAAACACCACCGGGGGGGAGGGGUUGAGACUUGACUUGUAGCAUGAAGUGACUUGACAAAGACCAGCUACAUGACUGGCUGUAAGCAGAGUCUCUCUGGGGAAGGGAGCUUCUUGUUUAACCUUCGGUCACAGGUUACCGCUGCACAUCGCCAUGCCGACAGAACCGAAUCACACAGAGAUGUAGGAAGUAGUCCCACGUCCCCACAGAAGUUACUAUGAAGGAGAACAGACAUCGCACCCUCACCGGGGGGACACUUAUCUCUUAUUGAUAAUGUCAUUUGAAUUUAUGUGACGCCAACAAAAUGAAGAAAAAGAAAGAAGACUGGGAAUUUUGUUCUGACUUUUUUUGCACUGUGUAUUUUGUCAUGUGAACCAAAGAGAGAAUGACAGAAUGGACCAUGUUGAAGCUCUCCUGGGAUUGACAAUAAAACAUGUAAAUUAUCAUACUCAUGUUUUUAAGCUGAUUUAAAUAUUGUAAGUUUGAUUUAUUGCGUAUUGUAUAUCAAAUGUCAAUACAUAAUGGUCAUGUUUUUUAAGUAGCAAAUAGAGAAGGCCUAGAACCCUGUGAUUCAGAGAUUUUCUAGUUGUUUUUCUUCCAAUGCAAAAGUGGGGUGUAAGACUCCCUGUCAGACAGCACUUAAGGAAAAGAUGAAAAGGUAUUAUUUAUAUCUCAAGUUGAUGGCAUCCUCAUUCUUUGUCAUUCUAAUGAUAACAUUUAUUAGGAAAUGAAUCCAAUGACUCACUGUGACAAUUCAGGAAACUACUUGUUAGUGAGAGAGGAGUCAGAUUAAACAGAGUCAGAUUAAACGUUCCAAAGGUGUUUCAGGCAAGGACACACACACCGCCAUACGGUCCUACUCUACGCUCGGCCACUCACAAAGUGUUUAUGCAUGUGUAUGUAAAUCACCGCAUUUACAUGUUGUCAGCAGGGUAUUUCAACGUAAUGAAGGUAAAAUACAACUAAUGUUGCUGGGUUCAAGGCAGAUUAAUAACACAGUUGAACUGACUUCAUAGUCUUAAACUCUGACUGGCACUUAAAAGCUGUCUGUUGACUUCACGGGACUCAAAACAAAACACAAAUGCACUUACAAUGUCUUAAAUGUUGGGAUUGUGUUUUAGUCAAAUUACACAUUUUUUACAUGUCUAUUCCACUCUGACAAUGCCUUUUUUAAAUAGUUGUUCUGUUGUGAUUUCACAAAGACCAGUUUUUUAACAUGUGGAUUUAUUGACAUGCCUGUUGUAUUUUGUAGGCUGUAUUUUUUUAAUGCUUAGUUUUCUACUAUGAAAGACAAGUGAACAAGGAUUUGUUCAUAUCAGAUUAUCUACCACUCGAUUUACAAAAAAAAAGUCAGGUAUUUUUGUUCCUGGACCAUACUGCAGUUAGCAUAUAAUGUUUGAAGUUAGCACUUAGUUGUUGGAGUCAGCUUGUUAAGUUCUACAUACUAUAGUCAGUCAGCUUGUUAAGUUCUACAUACUAUAGUCAGUCAGCUUGUUAAGCUAGCUGACUAUAGUAUGUAGAACAAUUGAGCACAGGUUGAGAGAAGACAAAAGUUAAAAGCCUUCUGUGAACAGCAUCCCAUUCGUAAAGUGGUAUGGCCUCUGAACAUAACUUCAAAGACUUUUGUGAAUUCCUGAUUGUAUUUCUAUUUAAACAGAGGUUUAUAUUAAAGAAAUAUGGAUUAAAAAACUGCUUACAUUUCUUGUGAGCACUUUCCAUUAAAUAAUGAUUUAUUUGUUACCCAUGUAAUGUUAUUGCAGUGCCUUGCUUAUGUAUCUUGUUAACAAAAUAUAUUUAUCUCACAGUGCUACAGAUUAAUUUGUACUAUGUUGUAUUGUUCCAGUACUUUUUAGUGCCUUAUAAUAAACAUUAUAGAACCCAUACUUUA
Molecule: messenger RNA, 5673 nt
Organism: Oncorhynchus kisutch (coho salmon)
Lineage: Eukaryota; Metazoa; Chordata; Actinopteri; Salmoniformes; Salmonidae
Product: histone deacetylase 7
Exons: 25
Coding region: 619-3336 (905 amino acids)
Biological process (GO): epigenetic regulation of gene expression; negative regulation of transcription by RNA polymerase II
Cellular component (GO): histone deacetylase complex
Molecular function (GO): histone deacetylase activity
Source: RefSeq, a predicted model, not a curated record